This is a messenger RNA of Sipha flava (yellow sugarcane aphid), 4302 nucleotides long. RefSeq names its product large proline-rich protein BAG6. The transcript has 20 exons. Bases 294 to 3935 code for a protein of 1213 amino acids. Gene Ontology annotation, molecular function: misfolded protein binding; polyubiquitin modification-dependent protein binding. Gene Ontology annotation, cellular component: BAT3 complex. The record is from RefSeq and is a predicted model, not a curated record. NCBI's taxonomy places the organism in Eukaryota, Metazoa, Arthropoda, Insecta, Hemiptera, Aphididae.
CUCUCUUUUUCACUCACUCGCUCCACUCUUUCUCUACCAUAUUACCAUCUUUUGGUUUAUUUUCGCGGAGUUCACUCAAGCAGUCAAAUUUGUUCAUCGAAUGGUUGGCGCUUUAGCAAUACGUGUCGUAAGAUUGUGGAAUGAUGAUCCAACAACGAUAGUUGUGUAGAACACCACAGUCCAACUUAUUCGAGUAAAUUGCGAAGACAGCAUUCACUGGCCUGUUUCAUUUUGCCAGUCGCAUUAUCAUCGUAUUGAUUAAACACCAUCGAAGCAUAUCGAGUUUCAUAUACAUGACAUCCAAAAUGAUUGAUUUAACCAUUAAGACAUUGGAUUCUCAGAAUCAUAAAUUCCGGGUUCCAGAUACUUUUACUAUAUUGGAACUUAAAGAAUAUAUUGCAGAACAAGUGAAUGUUGCAGUUAUCCAACAGCGAUUAAUUUUUUGUGGUCGUGUUUUGAGCAAUGAAACCAAACUUGCUGAAAUUGGUAUUGAUGGAAAAGUUAUGCAUCUUGUUCAAAAAGUUCCACGCUUGUCUACUACUACAUCUGGACCAUCACCAUCUACAACAACAAAUACUAAUAGUCGCUCACAUCAAAAUGGAGGACCUGGAUUUAGAGGAUGGCAUACACAUGAUCCUACUGUUUUAUUUGGUGCCAUUGGUAUUCCUUCAGAAUUCAUGCAUGCUGGAGAUUUACCACGUCUUAUAAAUGCCAGAAGUCAUGGGACUGGUAAUAGAGUAUCAUUAGCAAUGGAUAUGAUACGUAAAAGCAAUGAAAUAUUAAAUAGACUAGAAAAUCCACAAUCCACUGGACAAUCUUCUACAACAGAUGCAGAACAAUUUCCAGAAAGGACUCAAGCCGAAGAUACAUCAGUAAAUUUACCACCAGAAGCAUCUGCUUCAGAAUCAUCUGCUCCAGAAUCAUCUACCCCUGAGACAUCUGUGCCUGAAUCAUCUGCAUCAGAAUCAUCUGCACCCAUACAACAAUCUGAUCCAGAUUCAAUGAAUGUGAGUUAUGAAGUAGAUGAAACUUUUCCAAAUACUGUUGUUGUUACAAUUGAUGCUACUCAUCACAUGAGAAUGCCUCCUGGAUUAAUACGUCAUAUGCACAAUCACUUACAAGCAAAUACUUCACAGCCAACUUCUCAAAAUUCAACUGAACAAACUGCUGAAAGUGAGACUACGACUAUUCCUGAAACUACUCCAAUAGGAUCAACUAACCAAUCUCCAGGUUAUCAAGCAACAACUGGAACAUUACCAUCUUUUAUAACUUCCGACCAAAAUUUAAGGAAUGAUCGUCCAACUUCAGAAAAUAGGACUUCCACAGCUAUUAAUGAUAGGCGGCGUUUGAGAGAAUUGAUUGAUCAACUAAAUAAAUUAAAUGCUAGACUUCAACCAUUUUAUGCUAUAUAUUGCCAAUUUAUUAACGAAGAUCCUCAAUUUGCAACUACAGAAGGUGAAAAUGGAUCACAUCGAGCACAAACUGUGUUUAAUAAUGUGUCUAAAGUGAUGCAUUACAUAUCACAUGUUUAUCAUGCAAUUAGUGAUUUAAGAGUAUCAUUUAGCAGACCACCACCGCGUUCCUUCCAAUCUCGCCCUUGUUUGUUACAAGGUACUAUUUUACAUACUGCUCAUUCAGUUACUACUACUAAUACAGCACCACCACCUUCUACUCAACAACCUACUUCUACGCAAACAACUUCUACAAGUCAAUCUAUUCCUAGUAUACGGGCCUUUAGGCUUGAUUUUAUGAACCCUGAUGGAACACCAAAUGAAACUCCUAAUGUAACCACUUCAGUUGCCAGUACUGAAACAAAUACUAACAUAACAGUGGAUCCAAAUACUGAAAUUAAUAAUACAUCUACUGAGUUUCCACCAGAAACACCUCAUGGAGUAGAACUUAUGUUUGACCUUGCACCUGGAUCUAUUCGUAUUGAUUCUGUUGAAGCUGCAUUUGUUACUCCAAAUGUUUCAGGAUCAAGCCAACCUACAUCUGUUUCUCAACCAUCAAGUAGUGGUGAAACAUCAAAUAAUUUGCCUAUGCCUAUUGAUUGGAUGGAUCAGAUGAUAGAUGUUAUUUCUAGCGGAGUGCGUCGUCCUUUCAUGUCUGACCAUUUGGACUGGAAUAGUAUACCAACCACUUCCACUAGAACUCCUCGUGUAACUCCAAGAACAACUGAUUCUUCAUCUACUACAAAUCCUCCACCACAAGGUCUUAACCGUGGACAAUGGGAUACUAGUCCUCGCAUGGAUCCAUUUUUGCCUUGCAGUUCACACCAUUUUGAAUCAAAUUUAAGACCUAUGGUAUUAGCUAGGCGUUCUAAUCAAGGAACAGACAGAUCGUCAACUUCUGUCAAUAAUAGCAACUCAACUACAGACACUUCAUCUCCAACAUCUCCCAAUGAAGUAAGACAUAUUUCAUCUGGAAGACGACUUGGUCGACCAAGAAAUCGUUAUGUACAAGAUUCAGAUGGAAUUUUGUCUGGUAUACAUCCAAUUUUGGCUUGGGGAAGAAACCUUCGUAACAAUAUAGCUACAACUUCUGGAACCUUAAAUAGUCAAGUUGCUGGACAAAAUCUAGGUUCAUCAGAUUCUCUGGCUGGACAAAUAAGAGUUGGUAUGGACAAUGCUUUUGACACAUUUGAAAGAGAAGAAGAUUUUGAUAGACCAACCGGAUUAAUAACUAUGCCCCCUCUUGGUGGUAUCCAACGAAUGAAUUUAGAAUCUGUAUCAAUUCCAAUUCGUCGAUCAAACACACGCCAACCAAAUGAAUUGCUUAUACCUGUUGGUGAUAUACCAUAUUUUAGAGAUUUACAAGGGCGAUAUGUUUUGAUGGACUUAUUUAUGUUGAUCACUCGUAACUGGACCUUAUAUGACAUGUUAAAUUUGAAUUCUGUUGAUGAUGAUUCUUCUAUAUAUUUAAAUCCAGCUUCUAGGCAUAACGAAGCAUUAUUCAAUUUCAUAAUAGAUCGAGUGAUGCUUAAUCAAGAAUCUAUGCCAAGUAAUAUUGAUAGAGCUGGAAAUCGCAUAUUUAGAGAGAUGAUACCCUAUUUAGAAAUAUUUCAAUGUUCUGUGCCAACUCGUGCGAAUAUUAAUGUGGUUGAAUCUUUUCGAAGGUGUAUUGUUACAAAUUUACAUUCGAUUGUCCACUAUUGUGAUCAAAUUCGUUCAGGAGCAACAAAUGAUCUUUUAUCUCAUUUGAUCAUGUUUGGGGAAAGACUUUUAUCAUUGAUAGUUUAUUGCUGUAACAGCCGUGCUGUAUUUCGACUAAGUGUUAUGGCAUUAAUGCAAUUCAUGCCACUUCCUGCAAAUUUACACAGGUUUUUAGUACAUGAAGUUCGUGCCAAUAUUGAUCAAUAUUGGGACAUUAUGGCCUCUUUUCCUAUGAUGAGCCUAUCUAUUAUCGAUUAUAUUGUACCAUCUAAUACUCAGUUUGAAGGUGGAAGUACAUCAAGUGUGAUUGAUGUAGAAAGUUCUUCUAAUUCAACUCUAUCCUCAUCUGAAACUUCCAAUGAACCUUUACCUGAAGUUGUAAUCGAAUCUCAAGAAUGGCACACCAGUGUUCCUUCAGAAUGGGUACCAGUGAUUGCUAGAGAUUCACAACGUCAAAGACGUCAAGGAACACAACCUCCCUAUAGUGAUGCAUAUUUAUCUGGUAUGCCAAAUAAACGCAGGAAAAUAGUAACCAGUUCUAAACCUCAAGGACCUUUAUCUCAAAUCAUAGCUAAAAAUUUGGAAGUGGCCAUGGGAGCAGCUGGGGUAGCUGUCAAUAAAGAAGUGACGACAAGUGUUGGAGCUGACACGGGUGUACAAAAUGCCUAUACUGAACGCAUUAGAAAAUUUGGUAGAUCUGGAAUUGAGACACAUCCAGAUUUUUGUCCUGAUCGUUAUCCUAAUGCUUCAAAAUUUUUUUACGAUCAUAAUCAUCCAAAUUAACAAAUUCAUGCUAACUCAACAACCUCAACAAAAUUUUGGUUUUAUUUUCGUUUUAUUUAAAACCCUAAUAGACUGACAUGAGAAAAACAAGAAAAUCCGAUGUUAUUAUUUUUAUUAUGUAUUGAAUUUACUCAUUCUCUAAUUAUGCAUGAACAAAAUUUAUACUUUAUAUAGUAAUAAUUGAAUAAAUACCCUUUUAAAUUAUAUUGUGGAAGGUGUUGGCGAUUAAUUUAACAACAUUCUUGGAUAUUUAUAACGCUUUUUAAAAUUCUGUACAUAUACAUUAUAUUUUAUGUAUUUAUUAUAAAGUUCAAUAUUACUAUUUGUUUGACUUAUCGUCAAUUUAAUUAUUUCUUUAGAUCAUUUA